Adineta steineri is the source of this 1740-nucleotide messenger RNA. The record is from the annotation of a GenBank genome assembly. NCBI's taxonomy places the organism in Eukaryota, Metazoa, Rotifera, Eurotatoria, Adinetida, Adinetidae.
AUGGUAAAUUCACCUGUUUCUGCAUCGAAUGAGCAACGAAAUGAUGAUCGUGUUUUUUCAUAUUUAAGCAAAGUUGAAGAUUUUGUCAUAUCUGAUAAACAACGUUCGGAAACAUUUUCUAAUUAUAUUAAACAUUUUGCUGAUCUUAAAUGUUCACUUUUACCAUCAUCAUUCACUACCGUUACACCAUUAUCAGUACAUGUAAAAGGCUUUGAACCUGAACAAAUUUAUCAACAGCUUAAAUCAAUAAAUGAUACACGAUUUAAACCAUUCGUAGCUACUAUUGCUAAAACGAAAACAAAACAAAAAACAUUUGGUAAUUUACUUCAACCACCGUCUCCUGAACCAUCAUUAAACGAAGAAAAUAAUGAUGACGAUGAAAUUAAUGAUGAAGAAAUAUUAACACCACCAAAAAAGACUCCAAAAAAGAAAAAAUCUGUUACAUUCUUUGAUUCAAAUGCUUUAAAUAAAUUUCUUGAUGAACAAGAUGUUCAAGAAAUGUCAAAUUUCAAUCGAAAGACAACACCUGAAGACGAAGAUGAUCUUGAAUUAGAUGAUGAUGAAGAUGACGGUGGUUUAUUUGCUGAUGAAGAUAAUGAAGGUGCAAUUUAUGAUAGUUUUUUCGAUCCACCAGAUGAGAAGAAAAAGAAGAAAAAUAAAAAAGAUAAAAUUGAAAAUAAAAAGAAUCAUAUGGAUUCGAAUCUGGAAAAUCUAGCAGAAGGUAAAGAAGAAGAACAAGAACAAGAAGAAGAUGAAGAAGAUUAUGAUGAUAUGAAUCUUGAAAAUAAAUCUGAUUUUGAAAAACAACAAAUACAUUUAAAACGUCAAAUAAAAUCAAUCGAAAAAGAUAUGUUAGAUGCUAAACCAUGGCAAUUAACAGGAGAAAUUGAAGGUCAAAGACGUCCAGAAAAUAGUUUACUUGAAGAAUAUCUACAAUAUGAUCGAACUACACGAUUACCUCCGGUAAUAACAAAUGAAACUACGGAUUCAUUAGAAGAUUUAAUAAAACAACGUAUACGUGAUAAAGUAUUUGAUGAUGUUGAACGAAAAAAGAAAAAUCCACAUGGUGAUGAAGCUCAAGCAUAUAAGAAAGAAAUUUUACUUGAACAUGAAAAAAGUAAAAUGAGUUUAGCAGAAGUUUAUGAACAAGAAUAUCUCAAAAAGCAAACAAAUGAUAAAACAGAAAAAAAAGACGAAAGACAUGAAACUAUUCGAAAUAUGAUGCAAGAUUUAUUUGUUGAUCUUGAUGCUUUAUCAAAUUUCAGAUUUACACCAAGACCACCUGUACCAGAAGUAACAAUAGUAAAUAAUUUACCUGCUAUUUUAGUUGAAGAAAUUGUACCAACAACAGUUAAUGAUUCGACAUUACUUGCACCAGAAGAAGUUCAUAUAAGACCAAAAGGUGAUGUUAAAGCAAGUACUGAACGAACUGAUACGGAUAAGAAACAUGCAAGACGUUUACUUAAACAUAAACAAAAAUUAAAAUCAAAAGAUGAACCAAAGAAAUCGACUCCAGAAGAAGAAUCGAAAGUAGAAAAACGAGAUUUAUUGAAAAAACUUGGUAAAAUGAAGAAUGUUCGAAUUGAAAAAACGGAUAAAAAUCGAUCAAAUGAAAAAACAGCUCGAAGUUCAACGAAAUUCUUCGAAAAACUUCAGCAAUCAACAUUAACAGCUCCAACAAAGAAACCUCGUCGUUCCGAUAGUACAACAAUUACAGAUUCUAAACGUUUGAAACUGUAG